Molecule: messenger RNA, 672 nt
Organism: Nicotiana tabacum (common tobacco)
Lineage: Eukaryota; Viridiplantae; Streptophyta; Magnoliopsida; Solanales; Solanaceae
Product: ethylene-responsive transcription factor 8
Biological process (GO): regulation of DNA-templated transcription
Molecular function (GO): DNA binding; DNA-binding transcription factor activity
Source: RefSeq, a predicted model, not a curated record
AUGGCGGAAAAUGUCCACUUGGCUGGGACGGUGGCGGUUCCGACAGCGAACGGUGGAGGGGUGUGUUCAGAUGAGGUGCAUUAUAGGGGUGUGAGGAAGAGGCCAUGGGGGAGGUACGCGGCUGAGAUCAGAGAUCCUGGCCAGAAAACACGUGUCUGGCUUGGAACUUUUGAUACGGCGGUGGAAGCUGCUAAGGCUUACGAUACGGCCGCGAGGCUGCUUCGUGGUAGGCGGGCCAUAACUAAUUUUUCUCUGACAACUGAGGAUAACCUCAUGAACACUAGAGAUUUUAUGGCUAAACUUAGUACUAGAAAUCAUGUUAACAUUAAUACAAAUAAUCAUGGUCCCAUUAAGAACAGUGAUAUUGGGUCAAGCGGCGGCGGUGGUGCGGUGAGGAUUCCGUUGCCAAUUCAGAAUCCUCAGUCACGCCAUUUUCCGGUUGCUGGAUGUUCUGCUCCGCUGCAGUUGGAGCGUGAUAGGUGCUAUGUGGAGGCUUUAACUAUAGCUGGAGUGAUUGUUAACCGGGAUCCAAGUAGCCAAAAGAAGACGAUUGACUUCAUUGGCGGCGGCGUUAACGGCGGCAGUGGGCGUGGGGUUCAGACUGAGCCACCAACCACCAGCACCAGAGCUCUCAAUCUUGAGCUCACCCUUGCACCGCCAGGGAACAUGUGA